This is a messenger RNA of Morchella sextelata, 1146 nucleotides long. RefSeq lists its product as uncharacterized. The record is from RefSeq and is a predicted model, not a curated record. Gene Ontology annotation, cellular component: mitochondrion. The transcript has 3 exons. The coding region runs from base 1 to 1146 and encodes 381 amino acids. NCBI's taxonomy places the organism in Eukaryota, Fungi, Ascomycota, Pezizomycetes, Pezizales, Morchellaceae.
AUGGCUUUCUUUGCAGCAUUAUUGCACUCGGUCCCUACCCUCGAAUGGCUGUCCUUCCCAGAGGAGGUUGCACAAUUCAGUGGAAUGAUGAGACUGCAGAUGGAUUUACGAAUUGAAGCUGCCAAUCUCUCGAGAUUUCGAUCGAAUUUCAGAGAUAGGGCUACGAUCAUAUUUCCAAUGCCAUAUAGUCAUUACACCACCCGAGAGGUAUUGAUAGAAGAGUUUGCUCAUGGAAUACCUCUCCGUGCAUUUCUGGAGUGUGGGGCUGGAGUAUUUGAGAGGGAUAUAUCCGAUAUGGGAUUGGAUGGCUUUUUGCAUAUGUUGAUUAUGGAUAACUUCAUCCAUGCGGAUCUUCAUCCCGGAAACAUUAUGGUUCGCUUCCACAAACCCGAACCCCCCAGUCUUAUAUCCAGGUUCUCGAUGCUCGUCCCCACUUCCGAGGGCGAAAGGAAUGUAGACAACCACAAAGAAGUCACAGAUGCUGUUCUCUCACGACUAAACCCCUAUCAUCGAACUCCAGAAAGGUGGGUAGAAGAAUUGAACCGUCUUGAUGCUGAAGGAUACAGGCCUCAACUCGUGUUUAUCGACACGGGUCUAGUAACCGAACUUAACGCCAAAAAUCGGCAUAAUUUUCUUGAUCUUUUCCGUGCCGUCGCCGAAUUCGAUGGAUACCGUGCAGGCCAUCUUAUGAUUGAGAGAAGCAGAGCUCCUUCUGCUGUUAUUGACAAAGAGAUAUUCGCAAUUAAGAUGCAGCAUCUCGUCCUUGCGGUCAAAACUCGUACACUAUCUUUAGGAAACAUCACGAUCGGUGAUAUUCUUUCAGAUGUACUCCAAAUGGUUCGUGUGCAUCAUGUGCGUAUGGAGGGUGAUUUCAUCAAUGUCAUAUUAUCGAUCCUACUUCUCGAAGGGAUUGGGCGUAGUCUAGAUCCGGGAAUGGACCUACUGAAAAGUUCUCUACCCAUGUUGAGAUCUAUUGGGGCUGGGGGCGGCGCAGGCAUCCUAGGGUGUAACGAGGAGGGAAGCAGAGGCGCCGAUUUGAGCUUUUUGAAGGUUUGGUUGGGACUUGAAAUGAGGCAAUUUUUGAACAACUCGAUAGAAUCCGUGGAGAACUUGGUGAAGUAUGACUUACUGAGUCCAAAUAUAUAG